UAUCGUUGCUUAUAAAUGGAUCAAACCCGACGACUGUGUAGUUUCGUGUAGUUUACAAACAAAUAAUCCUUUCCCUGAAAAACAGAUCCGAGUUUGAAUCGGGAUAAAAAUGGAGAAAGCUAUCGAGAGACAAAGAGUUCUUCUUGAACAUCUCCGUCCUUCUUCUUCUUCCUCCCACAGUUUCGAGGGCUCUCUCUCUGCUUCUGCUUGCUUGGCUGGGGACAGUGCUGCUUAUCAAAGGACCUCUCUCUAUGGAGAUGAUGUUGUCAUUGUCGCGGCACAUAGGACUGCACUUUGCAAGUCCAAACGUGGCAACUUCAAGGAUACUUACCCUGAUGAUCUUCUUGCACCUGUUUUGAGGGCUUUGAUAGAGAAGACAAAUCUAGACCCAAGUGAAGUUGGUGACAUUGUUGUUGGUACUGUUUUGGCACCUGGUUCUCAGAGAGCCAGCGAAUGCAGGAUGUCUGCUUUCUAUGCUGGUUUCCCUGAAACCGUGGCGGUGAGGACCGUGAAUAGACAGUGCUCCUCUGGGCUUCAGGCUGUUGCUGACGUUGCCGCUGCCAUCAAAGCUGGAUUUUAUGAUAUUGGUAUUGGGGCUGGAUUGGAGUCCAUGACUACCAACCCAAUGGCAUGGGAAGGGUCAGUCAACCCAGCGGUGAAGAAGUUUGAGCAAGCACAGAAUUGUCUUCUCCCUAUGGGUGUUACUUCCGAAAAUGUAGCACACCGCUUUGGUGUCUCAAGGCAGGAGCAAGAUCAGGCUGCUGUUGACUCGCACAGGAAGGCAGCUGCUGCUACUGCUGCUGGUAAGUUCAAGGAUGAGAUCAUUCCAGUUAAAACCAAGCUUGUUGACCCAAAGACAGGGGAUGAGACACCCAUUACAGUUUCUGUUGAUGAUGGGAUCCGAGCAAGCACCACCCUUGCUACUCUCGGGAAGCUGAAGCCAGUGUUUAAGAAGGAUGGCACAACAACCGCUGGAAACUCCAGCCAAGUAAGUGAUGGUGCAGGGGCGGUUCUCCUCAUGAGGAGAAGUGUUGCUACGCGAAAAGGACUUCCCGUUCUUGGUGUAUUCAGGACAUUUGCUGCAGUUGGUGUUGAUCCAGCAAUCAUGGGUGUCGGUCCAGCAGUUGCCAUUCCAGCUGCAGUUAAGGCAGCUGGUUUAGAGCUAGAUGACAUCGACUUGUUUGAGAUCAACGAGGCAUUUGCAUCUCAGUUUGUUUAUUGCCGUAACAAAUUGGGACUUGACGCAGAGAAAAUCAAUGUCAACGGUGGCGCAAUGGCCAUAGGACAUCCUUUGGGCGCUACAGGAGCACGUUGCGUUGCUACUUUGUUGCACGAGAUGAAACGCCGUGGAAAAGACUGCCGUUUUGGGGUAGUGUCGAUGUGCAUUGGGACGGGGAUGGGUGCAGCGGCUGUGUUUGAGAGAGGAGAUGGAGUUGAUGAACUUCGCAAUGCAAGGAAAGUUGAAGCGCAAGGCUUUUUGUCGAAGGACGCUCGUUAAAGAUAACUGAUGUGUACAAGCAUCAAACACACAUUUCAAUUCUUCAAAUAUUACAUCUCAGCACUCUAUUCUCGUCUUGGAGAGAUACUGAUCCUUUUCUUUUUUCUUCAGUUUAUUAUAGUUAUUUGAAUAAAGCAUUACAAUCAAUGUUUGCUCGAGUCUUGUAUUCUUCUUGACCGGGUGGUGUUUUUAGUAUAUCCUUUUUUUUUAUUUGACGGGGAAUCUUCUAGUCGAUGGAAUCUUAUAUGAAUGGAUAAUAUUGUUCUUCUCGAA
Brassica oleracea var. oleracea is the source of this 1771-nucleotide messenger RNA. RefSeq names its product 3-ketoacyl-CoA thiolase 2, peroxisomal-like. The transcript has 14 exons. Lineage: Eukaryota; Viridiplantae; Streptophyta; Magnoliopsida; Brassicales; Brassicaceae. Gene Ontology annotation, biological process: fatty acid beta-oxidation; phenylacetate catabolic process. The record is from RefSeq and is a predicted model, not a curated record. Gene Ontology annotation, molecular function: acetyl-CoA C-acyltransferase activity. The coding region runs from base 110 to 1498 and encodes 462 amino acids. Gene Ontology annotation, cellular component: peroxisome.